CUCUCGUGACAUCCGCUGAUACACUUCCGCCUGCAGAGGUGAAAGGUCAGAGGUGUCACGGUGUCCUCUUGUCACACACGUGGGUCACGGCUGCAGCAUGCUGUCCUCCUUGUCUCGCGCCUUCUCCGUUGCCGCCAGGGCGCUGGUUGUUCAGCCUCUGCCACUGCUGAGCAGUCGGGCCCCGGGCCUCUCCCUGUGCCGUUCUCUAUGGAUACAUGGCGGAGCUGGCAGCGCGGUCAGGCCGACUUUCCUGAACCCACAGAGGGGCUUCCCGGCUGUAUCGUGUGGCUGCGGGGGAUUACACACUGAGGGAGACAAAGCCUUUGCAGAAUUUUUGAAUGAUGAAAUCAAAGAAGAGAAAAAAAUCCAGAAACACAAGCACCUCCCCAAAAUGUCUGGUGGGUGGGAAAUGGAAGUCAACGGAACAGAAGCUAAGCUGACCCGUAAAGUUUCUGGAGAGAAAAUUACUGUAACAUUUAAUACAAACAACAGCAUUCCACCAUCCUUUGAUGAGGAGUCUAAAGAAGCUCAGAAGGCUGAAGAGGAUGAACCUGAACUCAUUUCCACACCCAACUUUGUCGUAGAAGUUACAAAGCUCGAUAGCAACAAGACAUUGGUUCUUGACUGCCAUUAUCCUGAAGAUGAGGUUGGACGUGGUGAAGAAGAAGAGAGUGACAUUUUCAGUAUUAGAGAGGUUAGCUUCCAGCCCACUGGAGAGACUGACUGGAAAGACAACAGCUACACUCUUGGCACAGAUUCUCUUGACUGGGCCCUUUAUGACCAUCUGAUGGAUUUCCUGGGGGACCGUGGAAUUGAUAACACAUUUGCUGAUGAACUUGUGGAGCUCAGUACUGCUUUAGAGCAUCAUGAAUACAUCCAUUUCCUUGAGAAUCUGAAAAAAUUUGUUAAAUGCUAGAAUGUAUUAGAAUUUGUUUUCUUUUCUCGGUGUAACUUGUAUGCAAUUUUCACAGUUAAAAUGUAUAGGUCCAAGGAU
Molecule: messenger RNA, 994 nt
Organism: Nanorana parkeri
Lineage: Eukaryota; Metazoa; Chordata; Amphibia; Anura; Dicroglossidae
Gene: C1QBP
Product: complement C1q binding protein
Exons: 6
Coding region: 98-916 (272 amino acids)
Biological process (GO): cytosolic ribosome assembly
Cellular component (GO): mitochondrial matrix
Source: RefSeq, a predicted model, not a curated record